Capsicum annuum is the source of this 1171-nucleotide messenger RNA. RefSeq names its product NDR1/HIN1-like protein 6. The record is from RefSeq and is a predicted model, not a curated record. The transcript has a single exon. NCBI's taxonomy places the organism in Eukaryota, Viridiplantae, Streptophyta, Magnoliopsida, Solanales, Solanaceae. The coding region runs from base 273 to 1067 and encodes 264 amino acids. Gene Ontology annotation, cellular component: plasma membrane.
AGUCUACCCCUUCAAAGGACUUUGAUCCAAAUCUAGAAAGAAAAAAAAAAAAGAACUCAUUGAACACAAAAGAAACUUGAACACUUUGCUUUGCCUUUACUUCACAAUUUUUCAUUCUCUUUUCCUUGCAACAACCAAAAACCAAUCUCUUUACUAAACUCAGUCCACUAUACAUUUUUACCUUCUUCUUCUUGUUUUUCCUGUUGGAUUUGUUCUUUGGCAUAUCAAAAAAUCUUAACCUCAUUGAUUUUGUCCCAAAAAAAAAAAACAAUAUGACUGACAGAGUUUAUCCUAAUGGCACCGCCACUGCUGCUGCAAAUCCAAAUGCAGCCCCCGUCAAGAACCAGAUGUACAAUCCUAAUCGUGUCCCUUAUCGACCGACACCAACCGCCUAUCACCGACACAACCACAGUCGCCGCCGUUCCUGCAGUGGUCGUCGUUGUUUCUGUAUGUGUUGCUUUUGGUCUAUUCUAAUUAUCUGCAUCGUUGUCCUACUUGCCGCCAUUGCCGGUGCCAUUUUCUACGUCCUUUACCAUCCUCAGCGUCCCACAUUCUCAAUAUCUUCACUCAAGAUCUCUAAUUUCAACCUCACUACCAACUCCGCCGACGACGCUACCCACCUCACCGCAAGUUUAAGUCUCACGAUCUCAACCAAAAACCCAAACAAGAAGUUGAUCUACAAAUAUGACACUAUCUCUAUAACUGCACUGUCGUCUAAUCAAGUUGUUUUAGCAAAUGGAUCGUUUCGGGGUUUCACUAAUAGUCCUGGUAACAUUACAAUUAUACACUCACCUCUAUCGAUGGUGUCACAAGUUCUUGAUGCUGAUUCAGUUACAUCAUUGAAGUCAGAUCUGAAGAGGAAAGCUGGUAUGCCAAUCACAAUCUUGAUGGAUACAAUGGUUGUAGUAAAAAUGGACACAUUGAAAAGCAAGAGAGUAGGGAUCAGAGUAACGUGUGAAGGAAUUCAUGGUCAAACUCCAAAGGGUAAAGCUCCAGCUGUGGCAUCAACAAAUAAUGCUAGGUGUAAGGUUGAUCUGAGAAUCAAGAUCUUGAAAUGGACCUUUUAAUUUCAGCUCAAUUUGUUUAUUGUCUUUUUUGUUUUUUUUUUGGGUUUAAGUUUAAUCAUAAUUAAUUUCAAAUCAAGAGACAUGUUAAAAAUAUUUUUCAGACA